Molecule: messenger RNA, 1082 nt
Organism: Zingiber officinale
Lineage: Eukaryota; Viridiplantae; Streptophyta; Magnoliopsida; Zingiberales; Zingiberaceae
Exons: 2
Coding region: 1-1014 (337 amino acids)
Molecular function (GO): RNA binding
Source: RefSeq, a predicted model, not a curated record
AUGGACUCCAUCCCCAUCGAUCUCCUUCAUGCUUACCAUGACGAAGAACGUCGGAUUUUCUCCCGCAUGGUGUUUAUCCUUGGCUUGGAACCAAAUUUAUCGAUGAAGAUCAUAGCUUUUUGGUUGUGGUUAGAAGAAAACAAAUGUAAAGAUGUCGUCCAAAGGCUUAACUCCCUAGACGAUAGGUAUCUUCUUCGCGUUUGUGAUGUCGCCAAGUCAUUUUUGGAUUCCCUUCAACUUAGUUAUUCGUCUAUGGAUCAUGCCUAUCCUAGUGAAGGCCACUUCAAACAAGCUUUUCGAGAUGUUGCUAUUUGCGGUAUCAACUACUAUCUCGAUAAUGUGUGCCAUAAGGUUUUACUAGACAUCCGUAAGCAAGUCCAUCAAUCGUACAUUGAGAAGUUAGUCGAAGAAAUGGGUCGAGUUCAUUUUGGUUCUGAGUUUGUCAGGAAGACCGGAUGCUCUCACAUUCGAAUCGAAAAUUUUACUGAUGGUAGUAGAAUCAAAGAAGGUAAUUCCUAUAUGAUGCGGAAGGAGUUAACACCUCUGGACUUAAACAAGAUCAAAUCACGGAAUCGAUUCUUUGACAAUAUGCGAAAUAGUUUUCAGACGAACGAUGACUUUCUGCGGUGCGAAGAUCUAGUGCAGUAUCAUUCUACCACGAAGGAUGUAGCAAACUCUAGCCUCUCUUCCAAUGUAUCAUCAUCGACAAACCGUAAGAUCCCACGCGACGAGCGAACGUUAUUCGUGACAUUCUCUAACGGGCAUCCACUAAGUGAAGAACAGCUUCAAGCAUUUUUCAUGAGGCACUUCGGAGAUGUUGAAAGGGUAUAUGCUCCAGAGCGAGCCGAUAACAAGCCUCCGCUUUACGCUCACGUAACAUUUUGCUCGCCGGCCACCCUGGUGCGAGUUCUUAAUGGCAAUGGCAAUGUCAAGGUGAAGUUUGUGAUAGAAGGCAAACAACUCUGGGCUCGACGUUUCGUUCCAAAAAAUGAAUACAAGCAGCACCGUAAAUGAACUAUGGACAGAGCUCUUCCAUGCUGUACAUGUAUUACUUGAGCAAAACCAAGUUCUAAUUCGUCUCU